Molecule: messenger RNA, 901 nt
Organism: Dermacentor silvarum
Lineage: Eukaryota; Metazoa; Arthropoda; Arachnida; Ixodida; Ixodidae
Exons: 1
Coding region: 234-872 (212 amino acids)
Source: RefSeq, a predicted model, not a curated record
GAUUGUUGUAAUCGCGUCAAACGUGGCUGGUGACGAUUAUCUGCCCUCGCUGUUCAGUGCGCAGAGCCUGCGCGCGCAUCCUUUGUUGGCGCUGUUAUCGUGUUAAAAGCGCGGCGACCAAGCUGUGUCGUGUCAUAUGUGUUUCUGCCAUGAGCUGCAAUAAACGGCUUUCGCAUAUCGGCGUCUUCAUUGUAACAUUGGCGACGAGGAUGGGAUGAAGCAGCACUGAAGCUAUGGCCACCACUUACGGCAAGCUGCCGGAGUUCUGCCCGGACUCGGGAAACAUCGACGUCUACCUAGAAAGGUUCGAACUAUUUGCGAAAGCAAAUGGAAUAGACGACGGAAAGAAGCUUGAAGUCUUCCUGACCAUAAUAGGAGAGAAGGCCUACGUGACACUGCGUAGCUUACUGCUGCCGAAAACGCCCACCGAAGUAAAGUACGAAGACGCCAAGAAGGUGCUGCAACAGCACUACGCCCUGAAGCGGUCUGUGGUCACUGAGCGAUACCACUUCUACAGGCGGAACCAGGAGUCAAAUGAAACCAUCGCACAGUUUCUUGUGGAAUUGAAGAGGCUCGCCGCGACAUGUUCUUUCGGAAAUUUCCUCCAAGAAGCGCUACGGGACCGCCUAAUUGCCGGACUACGGAGCGACACCAUCCGAUGCCGUCUUCUUGCCUUGCCCGACGACGAGGUCACCUGGGAACGGGUGUGCAAGGUAGCCACCGCCAUGGAGGCUGCACAGAAGGACACCCAGGACAUGCUGUGCGACAGCGCCGGGGCCAGCAACGCUCAACUGCACUGGCAAGGAAGCCAAGGGAAGCCUAACGCAACCAGCCAGGUACUAAAAAAAACUAUACGCAAAAAACUGCAGUAGAGUGUCAUAGGUGCGGUGGUCAGCACGCU